This is a messenger RNA of Babjeviella inositovora NRRL Y-12698, 250 nucleotides long. RefSeq lists its product as uncharacterized. The transcript has a single exon. The coding region runs from base 6 to 167 and encodes 53 amino acids. The record is from RefSeq and is a predicted model, not a curated record. Lineage: Eukaryota; Fungi; Ascomycota; Pichiomycetes; Serinales.
GCUACAUGAAAAAAAAAUUAACAAAACACUUGAGACAUGGUAAAUAUUCCCUUGAGGCAAGAUCCAAUAUAGUGAAAUACUAUGCUAUAAUCGUCUCCUUGGCGAUCAACGAAGUACAGAGAACCUCAGGAACGGCAUCCCAUCAAUGGGUGAUCCUCUCUGGGUAAUAUGCUUAAGAGAAGAGGAUGAUAAAAUUAGUAGAGGCCGAAUAUCGAGUUAAGAACUCCACAAGGCUUCCGCUCUCACCCCC